GCCGGCAGCGUCCUUGCGGCAGGAAGAUGCCCGGGGAGGUGCCGCCGCCGGCGCCCCGGGGGCUGCGGAGCCUCCCGCUGCUGCUGCUGCUGCUGCUCAGCGCCCGCGCCGCGCUGGCUCAGCGCUGGCGCAAUGAGAACUUCGAGCGGCCCGUGGACCUGGAGGGCUCCGGGGACGACGACCCCUUUGGGGAGGAUGAGCUGGAUGACAUCUACUCCGGCUCUGGCUCGGGGUAUUUCGAGCCAGAGCCGGGGCUGGACACGGCCGUGAGCCUGACCACGGAUACGCUGGUGACGCUGCCCACCACGGCGGCCGUGCUGCCCGUCACCGCUGCCCAGCCCAUGGCAACGCCCCUGGAGCCGUCCCCCACAGCCCAGGACACCACCCCCGGGCAGGCCACCAGCGCCUUCCUCAUCCCCAGGACCACAGAAGCACCGGUGGUGCCCAGCUGGAAAACCACAACUGCCACCAGCACCACGGCCAGCGAGCCCCCAACCACCACGGCCACCACCACCACGACCACCAUGGCCACCACCACCACCACAGCCACCACCACCACCACGGAGGCCACCACGACCACAAGCAGCACCACCGUGGCCACGGCCAAGCCCACCACCAUCCGGAGGUUCCUGCCCCCCUUGGCCACCAAGGCGGCCACCACACGGACCCCCACCACCCUGGAGACCCCCACCACGCCUGUCCCCGAGACCAGCACGCCGACAGAGGUGGCCACGUCACGCCCUGUCCCCACCAGCACGGCCAGGCCCAGGGCCCUGCCAAAGCCCAGCACCUCGAGGACUGCAGAGCUCCCCGAGAAAAGCACGGCCUUGCCGCCCACGGCCACCACGCUGCCGCCCACUGAGGCCCCCCAGAUGGAGCCAGGGGAGGUGACAACAGCCCCCGACAAGGAGCCGGAGGUGCCGGCCAGCAGCGGCCCCAGCGGGGACUUCGAGAUCCGGGAGGAGGAGGAGACGACUCGUCCCGACCUCGGGAAUGAGGUGGUGGCUGUGGUGACACCACCAGCAGGGCCGGGGCCUGGCAGGAACGUGGAGACGGGGCUGUUGGACAACACGAUAGACUCGGGCAACUCGGCUGCUCAGCUGCCCCAGAAAAACAUCCUGGAGAGGAAAGAGGUGUUGAUAGCGGUGAUCGUGGGUGGCGUGGUGGGCGCCCUUUUCGCCGCCUUCCUGGUGAUGCUGCUCAUCUACCGCAUGAAGAAGAAGGACGAGGGCAGCUACACCCUGGAGGAGCCCAAGCAGGCCAACGUCACCUACCAGAAGCCCGACAAGCAGGAGGAGUUCUACGCGUAGACGGAGUGCCCGGAGUGCCUCACGCUUCCUCCCUCCCUCCCUCCCCGCUCCAAACCCUCCUCCUCCUCUCCUCCAUCCAGUCUCUCUCUCCUCUCCCUCCUCUCUCUCUUUUUUUGGGAUCAGACUGUGAAUUUUUAAAAGCAAAACCCACAGCGGCUGAAGGAGGAAAUGCGUCCUUGGCAUGGGGGGCACGGGGUGCCCGGAGCAGUGCUGCGGUCGCACCGAGCGCUGCCAAGGUGACACCAAGCACCGCUGUGGUCACGUGGAGUGUGCCCAAGUCACAUCAAGCAGUGCCCAUGUCACGUCAAGGUGCUGCCAUCACACUGAGCACCCCAAGAUGACGCUGAGCACUGCUGAGGUGACACCGAGCAGCGCUGCGGUCACACGGAGUGCGUCCAGGUCACGUCAAGCAGUGCCAAGGUGACACCAAGCAGUGCCACGGACACACUGAGCAGCGCUGAGGUGACACUGAGCACCCCAAGGUGACACCGAGCACUGCUGAGGUGACACCGAGCAGCGCUGAGGUCACACGGAGUAUGCCCAAGUCACAUCAAGCAGUGCCCACGUCACAUCAAGCAGCGCUGCCGUCACACCAAGCAGCGCCAAGGUGACACUGAGCAGUACCACAGUUACACUGAGCAGUGCUGAGGUGACACUGAGCAGUGCUAUGGUCACACCGAGCGUGCCCAGUCACAUCAAGCAGUCAGUGCUGCCAUCACACCAAGCAGCACCAAGGUGACACCAAGCACUGCCAUGGUCAUACCGAGGGCGCCAUGGUCACACCAAGCAGUGCCAUGGUCAUACCGAGGGCGUCAUGGUCACACCAAGCAGCACCGAGGUGACACCAAGCACUGCCAUGGUCACACCAAGCUCCACCAAGGUCACACCAAGCAGCACUGAGGUGACACUGAGCGCACCUGGGUCACACUGAGCAGUGCCAAGGUCACAGCAAGCACCCUGAGGUGACACCAAGCACUGCCUGGGUCACAGUGAGCACCCUGAGGUGACACUGAGCAGCACCGUGGUGGCACUGAGCAGUGCCAAGGUGACCCUGAGCAGCACCGUGGUCACACUGAGCACCCUGAGGUGACACCGAGCACCGCUGGCCUUUCUGCUGGCGGGAGGGACGGGACAUGGAGCCGAUGCCAAGGAGCCGAUGCCAGGGCAGCCGUGCCCGGGAGUGCCCUGGAGAGCACGGGAUGGGCUGCCCACGGUGCCUGGAGCUCAAAUGGACUUUUCCCAACACCACCACCACGAACUCUGGGAUUCAGACCCCUCCUGCCAGCCCUGGGGCGCAGGGGGUUUGCUUUGGAUUUAUUGCCCUUAUUUUUCCGUCCAUAAAGGAAGGAGAUUUCCUUCCCUCUGUCUCGUCUUUAUUUUUUGGUUUUCCUUUGGAAUGGGGUUGGUUGCUCUGCAGGAAUCUCCUUCUGCUGGAAGAGAGAACGUGACUCUCCAACGCUCCUGGAACCUUGGGAAAAGCACAAGGGGCUGGAAUACCUGGGAUUUGCUCCUGGAGUGGGGAAAAAAGGAAAUAAAUACAAACGCUGGGAAUUAUCCCUUGGAUCAACAUUCUGGAGAACUUGUGGAGCUGCAUUGGGGCAUUCCAGGCUGCUGCCAUCCAACCACCCCUGGAAUCUCUUGGAUCCGCAUCUGGCUGAGGGGUUUGGCCAGGAAGGGACUUGUCUUGGGCUGGGUUUUCACUGUGACCACUAAAGCUCGGCUUUGCUGGACAUUCCUUGGGGAGGAGCUGGGACUGGAGAAUCUGAAUCCUGUGCCUGGCUCUUCCAGAGGGGAUAACAGAGCUCUGCAGGGCGUGGGAUGCAGCCUAAGGGAGGAAAUCCAAGCAGGGACCAUGCCUGUCCCCUCAGGGUCCCACGGAGGUGAGGAAGGGGAGGCAGAACCACAGCUGAGCCCCAGGGCUGGUUGGAUCAUUGCAAAGAUCCCCAAAUCGAUGGAAACACCCAGGAUUGAUGGUUUCCCUUUGUUUUUUGCAUCCCCAGGAUUGAUGGUUUUCCUUCACUGGUGUUUAAAUCCCUGCACAACCCACAGGGAUGGAGAGAACCCAACCCUGGCAACCCCAGGUGUCCCCUGCGAGGCUGCCCAGGGUACAGAUUAAUUAAUUAAGAUAUUUCAAUUAAGCUGUUUCAAUGAGGUGGCUCUUAAUUAGCUGGAGCCCCGUUUGUGGGGUUUUGCUGUCACAAUGGUCAUGAUCUUGAUGGGGUCCCAUGGAAACUUUUGAUUUGCUCUUGGAACAAUUUAAAUGGGAAAAUCUGGGGGAAAAUCAUUGCUUUGUGAAUUAACAGAGCCAGGGACACUUUGGCCCCUGAGGGGAUUGGGGGAUUUAGGGUUUCAUGGCCCUGGACAGAAGAGCUUCGUUGUGGAAGGGAUUUGAGGCCAGAAGAAUAUUUUGAAUAUAUAUAAAUACAUAUCUCCACUCCUGUACACCCACAGUAACACAGGUGUGGAAGGAAACGAAAUCCCUGGAAUUUCUCAGUGCACUAGGAUGCUUGGGUGGGAUUUGGAGCUGGGAAGUUGGGAGCUCUGGGCUGCUUUUCCCUGGGAUAUAACCCGAAAUGAUGACCUGGCUUUACUUCAGGAUAGGGAACAGAGACCCACAUGUGGGUCAGCUGCAAAUCCUCAUUUUUGAGCUGUCAGCCUCAAAAUCCUCAUGGUUUGGUUUCCUGGAGCUUGGAGAAGGCCCUGCUGGAUGUUUGGGGUGGUGCUGGGAGUGACCAUUUCCAUGUCCAUCCCAGAGGGAGGAUGAGGAUGAGGAUGAGGAUGAGGAUGAAGGACGAGGAUGCUCCAAAGGAGGGAGCACACUUGGAAGGAGCCUGGUGCCAACCCAGAGCAGCUUUGCUCCAGGGGGAGUUUGGACUCCUGGAUUUGAUGAUUUGGAGGAUUUUUCCCUGUUGGGAUCACACAAAGGGGAGUGGCACAAGUCAAGGUCAUCAAGGUCACCCAAAAUCCCCAUCUUUUGGGAAACCUGGAUUUAAUCUUCGGAGCUUGCUUAAAAAAAAAAAAAAUCCCUCCCAGCUUAAUCUUUUUAAUGCUGUUUUUCAGAGCUGCCUCCUUAAUCUUCUUCAUUCCAUUUUUCCCUCCUAUUUAAUAGUCUGAAGUUCCAUAAUACAAUUUUUUUACUCACUCAAGCUUAACCUCGUCCCUCUCAGCUGGUGUUAUGUUGUAAUCCCGGCACUUAAAUCCAUCACAGCUUCGGGAGUGAGGGAAGCCAGAGGUGGGAGGGUGAGAGGAGCCUGGGCAGGGCUUCUGCAGUAAUUAAAAUAUGAGAUAAACACAAUAAAAAAAGGUGAAGGCAACUAAACUGCUAAUCAGAAGUGAUGAAAUAAUUCAUUAUCUCCUGCUCCCACACUUUUGCUCUCCACCAGGAGAGGGAUGUGAGCUCCAGGAGAGUUUUUUUUUUGUUUUGGAGCCAAAUUUUGUGGUUGUGUAGUGAUGUCACAGCCUCUUGUGUCACCUCAGCUCCACGGGGGCUGUUGGAGUCGAUGUUUGAAGGGAACAAAAAAAGUCUUGUUCUGGAGGAUGUGACCCUGUGCCUCCCUCCAAGGAGCUGGGAUGGAGCUGAGUAUGGGCAGGACUUUUUGGGGAAGUCCAUCUCCCUCAAAAAUCCUGGAUAAAGCCAUUUGUCCAUGAGCAGAGCCACAGGGAUGGAUAAAAACCCAACCCGAGGGUCGGUGCCUGGUGCAGGUGGAGGCAGCUGCUCCCUCCUGCUCCAGGGUUUUCCAGGGAUUCCUGCUGGGAACAGGGAUGAGGAAGAGGAGAGGUGGUUUCACACAGGAGCUUCCAGCUUCCCCCAGAGCCAAUUUUUGGGAAAAUUAACUUCAGUGGGAGCAGAAGCAUCUCCAGCAUCUUCCUUUCCCAAAGCUGAGUCUGGCACCAUCCCCUCUGCCCAAAUUCCCAUCCCUCACCCUGAUCCCAGCCAGGAGCAGCUGGAGCAGUGCCCAGAUGUGCUGGUCCUUCCAGCUGUGCUCCCUGAGGGAUUUUCCAUGGUUUUUCUAUUUCUUUUCCGCCCAUUCCUGCGUGUGUGCGAUGUGCUGGAGCCGCAGGGAGAACCUUGACUGUUCCAGCUGGAUCAUUUUAGGAGUUUCUGGAGUUGCAGGGUGGUGUGGGCUGCUCUGCCAGCUGUGCCAGCCUUGGGGCUCUCCCUGCUGGAACUGCAGCAGGAAAUAAUGGAGAAAAUCCAGCAGAACAGCCAGGAACUCCUAGGCCUUUAUCCAAAGGGAAGGGAAGAGCACAGAGCCCAAACCAGGGCUGGAAUGGGGAGUUUGGGAAGGGCAGGACAUGGAAGGGGCCCAGCAGCAGCAGGACCCAGCUCUGGUUGGGUUUUGCAGGGUGGGAGUUGUACCUUUACUCCAAAAAUCUCUCUGAUCUUGGAUCUUUCCAUAAAAAGCACCAGGUGCCUGUGUUGGGAUGGAGCUGUCCCUUAGCUCCAAAACCUCUCUGAUUUUGGACCUUUCCAUAACGAGCCAUGCUGGGGGACCCAGCUGCAGAGAAGGGGAUGGGAUGGGGAUGGCUCAGGCCGGGUGACUGCCAGGAUGGGCUGGUUUGCCUCAAAUUGCCCCUCUCCCUCCUCCAUUCCCCAACAAUCCCUGUCUGGGAGUUCCUUUGCUCAUCUCCAGCUCCAGCAUUUCGAGCUCCCUGUGCUGUGAAUCCCCAGCUCAGAUCCUUCCACAGGAAGAAACCCACCAGCCAAGAACUGGAAUGGAUUUUUUAAUUCCCUUUUCCUCCCAUAACCCCCCUUGUCAUGACCUUUUCCGUGCUCCAAGGUUUUCUGCCAGGGUCUGAAGUAACUCUGAGCUUUCAAUCCAGACAAGUUUGGUGGGAAUGAGCUCCUUGGGAUCCCAGGAGUGGGGCUGGGCUGUGUGUGUAUAUAAUGUGUGUAUGUAAUUAAUGUAUAUGUUGAGAUGUAUAGAUGGGCAUGGGGCCAGGGGCUCUGCUCCUGAGCGGGAAAAGGAGGAGGAAAAAGAGGAAAAUAAGGAGGAAAAAGAGGAAAGGGAAGAUGAAAAAGAGGAAAAGGAGGAGGAUUUGUCCUCCAGCACCACAUGCUGGGCUCUGUAGCCCUUGGCCCCUGUCCCAAGGAAUGUGGGAUUCAGCCUCAUUCCCUGUCCCAAGGGAUGCAGGAGUCCCUGCCCAAGGGAUGUGGGAUUUCCUGUCCCAAGGAAUGUGGGAUUCAGCCUCGACUCCUGUCCUAAAGGAUUCGGGAUUCCCGCUAUUUCCCCAUCCCAAGGGAUUCAGGAUUUAGCCCUGGCCCCCUUUCCAAGGGAUGAGGGAUUCCCUGUCCCAAAGGGUGUGGGAUUCCCAUCAUUCCCUGUCCCAAGGGAUGCAGGAUUCUCUGUCCCAAAGGAUGUGGGAUUCAGCCUCAUUCCUUGUCCCAAGAGAUGUGGGAUUCAGACUUGGCCCCGCUCCCAAGGGAUGCAGGAUUCCCUGUCCCAAGGGAUGUGGGAUUCCACCUCUCCACUUCCUGCUGCUCCUCCCUCCCCUCCCUCCCCUUCACAUCCCAGUUCCAAUCCCGAUCCCAAUCCUGAACCCGGUCCUGAUCCCGAUCCCAGUCCCAAUCCCAGUUGCAAUCCCAAUCCCAGUCCCAAUCCUAAUCCCAGUCCCAGUCCCAGUCCCGAUCCCAGUCCCAAUUCCGAUCCCAAUCCCAGUCCCAAUCCCAAUUCCGAUCCCAAUCCCAGUCCCGAUCCCAAUCCCGAUCCCAGUCCCGAUCCCGAUCCCAAUCCCAGUCCCUAUCCCAAUCCCAAUCCCAAUUCCGAUCCCAAUCCUAAUCCCAGUCCCAAUUCCGAUCCAAGUCCCAAUCCCAGUCACAAUCCCAAUCCCAAUCCCAGUCCCGAUUCCGAUCCCAAUCCCAAUCCCAGUCCCGAUCCCAAUCCUGAUCCCGAUCCCAGUCCCGAUCCCAGUCCCGAUCCCAAUCCCAAUCCCAGUCCCGAUCCCAAUCCCAAUCCCGAUCCCAAUCCCGAUCCCAAUCCCAAUCCCAAUCCCAGUCCCGAUCCCAAUCCCAAUCCCGAUCCCAAUCCCAGUCCCGAUCCCAAUCCCAGUCCCGAUCCCAAUCCCAAUCCCGAUCCCAAUCCCAGUCCCGAUCCCAAUCCCAAUUCCGAUCCCAAUCCCGAUCCCAAUCCCAAUCCCAAUCCCAAUCCCAAUCCCAAUCCCGAUCCCAGUCCCGAUCCCAAUCCCAAUCCCAAUCCCAAUCCCGAUCCCGAUCCCAAUCCCAAUCCCGAUCCCAAUCCCGAUCCCAAUCCCAAUCCUGAUCCCAAUCCCAAUCCCAAUCCCGAUCCCAAUCCCAAUCCCAAUCCCAAUCCCGAUCCCAAUCCCGAUCCCAAUCCCAGUCCCGAUCCCAAUCCCAGUCCCGAUCCCAGUCCCAAUCCCAGUCCUGGUCUCGGUGGGUUGGGAUCCCCCAGGUGGGAUCAGGAGCCUUUUGCCGCUGCAGGGCCGGAGCAGAUCCGGGCUGGGAUCCCGGGGUGGAUCCAAAUCCCCGCAGGCUCCGGAGCCUCCCCCUUCUCUUAGAGGAGCCCCAGAGAGUCUGCAGAUCCCAACUUUUAUUUCUGUGUUUAUUUCCCCCAUUCUUUUGAUUUUUGGGUAAAAAUCCCCUGAUUUUUCACACUCCAGCACUUCUCCCAAGACCUCCAGGGCUCCAGGGGUUUUUCCUGCAGGAAUUGCCCCCGUUCAGGGUCCCCCCUGGCUGAAGUCACCCCAGCCCAGCUGACAAUCAAACCAGAUUUCCGAAAAACAGGAAUCCAUUGCAGUUUGAUAGAAAAACUUUUUAAAUUCCCCCCCGUCUCUCUCACCACCACAUCUCCAGGAUAAACCAUCACCCACUGCUCCUCCUGUAAAUAAACAUCCAACCUUCUUGUAUAAAUUAAAAAUAAAAUAAUUGUAAAAAAAAAGACAAAAAAAUUCCAUUGAUAAACAUCCCAAAAAUAAAAUUUUAAAAAAUCUCCCUUUCCAGAAGAUUGAAGUAAUUCCAACUUUUUUUUUGGAGCUGAUUUCCAAUCCCCAUAGGAGAACAAAACAACGAUCUGGAAAACUACAAAUGUUGGAGCUUUCAAUGAAUCCGGGAGGGAAAAAAAAUGCAUGUAAAUAUUUUUAAUAGGAGACAUAUCUUAAACAGAACUUUUUUUUGUAUGUACAUAACUCUCCUAGAGUUUAGUACUGAAAUGGCUUCAUAGUGUCUGUUUCGAAAAGGAAAGGAAAAGAAAAUGUUUGUUAAUUGUUUUUGUUCUUACUCAAUGGCCAAAACUUUAAAAAUAAUGACAAAAAAAAAAAAAAGACUCUAAAAAUAAUCUUUGCCAAUGGAUCUAGCACUGUAAUGGUACUGUCUAUUUUUUUUAAUUAUUUCUGUGCUGUGCCCAUUUAUAAAAUGAGGAAAAGAUAAAAAAUAAAGUCAUUUAAACAUUG
Melospiza georgiana is the source of this 8717-nucleotide messenger RNA. RefSeq names its product syndecan 3 (gene SDC3). The coding region runs from base 27 to 1310 and encodes 427 amino acids. The transcript has 5 exons. Gene Ontology annotation, cellular component: membrane; cell surface. Gene Ontology annotation, biological process: cell migration. The record is from RefSeq and is a predicted model, not a curated record. Lineage: Eukaryota; Metazoa; Chordata; Aves; Passeriformes; Passerellidae.